AUGUAUUUCAGCCUUAGGAUCCUGGGAUGGGGCAGCCUGAUUGCAGCAUCUUCUGCUGUUCCGACCGCCCUCCACGACUUUGAUGCUCGGGCACCCGAAGCAACGUCGACGCCCAUCCCUCCAAGUCUGGAUCCUUUCUAUACAGCUCCCAGAGGGUUCAAAAACGCGGCGCCCGGUGCCGUUCUAAAUAUUCGCGCGGCACCCGGUAAUCUGACGACGAUAUUUAAUGCUAGUUCAGAGGCAUACAACAUUCUCUAUCGCACCACAGACAGCCAUUAUCAACCUGCCUGGGCCGUGACCACCCUCUUUGUCCCGCUAAAGCCCCCACACAACGCCAGCAACGCCCUGCUCUCGUACCAGGUUCCCUACAACACGGUCGACGUGGAUGCCAGUCCCAGUUUCCUUGCCUAUGCCGGGGCAGAAGCGUUGGGACUUCAGUUCUCUGACAUCAACACAGCUCUCAACCACGGCUGGUUUGUCAAUGUGCCGGACUUCGAAGGGCCCCUUGCAUCUUUCGGCGCCAGCGUCUCAGAAGGCCAUGCGACGCUUGAUUCGGUGCGCGCUGCUCUGUCAUCCCACAAAAGCCUCGACUCUUCCUCGCGGUACGCCAUGUGGGGAUACUCUGGAGGCUCCGUCGCCAGCGAAUUCGCGGCCGAGCUGCAAGUACAGUACGCCCCGGAGCUCAACUUCGCCGGCAUGGCCAUAGGCGGCCUCGUGCCCAACUUUACCAGCAACUUCGACAAGAUCAACAACACACCGGCGGCAGGCCUCCUGGUGGCAAUACUGCUGGGAGUAUCGACCCAGUAUCCGGACACUUCCCACUACCUCGACAGCCGCCUGAAGACGCGGGGACAGUACAACGCCACGGGCUUCUUCGAGGCGAGAAACCUGUCGGCAUUCGAACUCUUCCCAACAUACGCGGACCAGGAUAUCUUCGCAGAUUAUUUCGCCGCCGGGACUACCGUCCAGGCGCCGGCCAUCCAAAAGGCAAUUGACAGGGAAGGCCUCAUGGGCUACCACGGCGUCCCCCAAAUGCCAAUAUUCCUCUACAAGGCGACCCAGGACGGGUACUCUGCCGUAGCCGACACCGACGCCCUCGUGGACAGGCUGUGCCUCGGCGGGGCGAACAUCCUCUACCAGAGGAACACCGUGGGGUAUCACCUCGACGAAUCCUACAACGGAGAUGCCAGGGCGCUGAACUGGCUAACGUUGGUUCUGCAGGGGAAUUACAGUGCAGCUUACCCAACAGUGGGGUGUACGGUGCAGAAUGUGACGGUGAACAUCACUGUUACCGAACCUUUUGGAAUUCCAUGA
Messenger RNA from Cladophialophora immunda, 1314 nucleotides. RefSeq lists its product as uncharacterized. NCBI's taxonomy places the organism in Eukaryota, Fungi, Ascomycota, Eurotiomycetes, Chaetothyriales, Herpotrichiellaceae. The transcript has a single exon. Bases 1 to 1314 code for a protein of 437 amino acids. Gene Ontology annotation, biological process: lipid catabolic process. The record is from RefSeq and is a predicted model, not a curated record. Gene Ontology annotation, molecular function: triacylglycerol lipase activity.